UACAAGGAAAUGAAAAUGAAACAAAACCCCACGUCACACUGUAACGAGCCAUAUAAUAAGAACCACCCAGUUAUAGUCAUUCACACUCUACCCACACACUGAGCAGGUCUGGCUUAACCUACGGGCCCAUUCCUAUUCAGAAAUGUCCCAUCAGCAGUCCUACUCCUGGGAGGAAGAUGACUUUCAUCUUCCAUUUGGGGUUAAGAGAAUUGGCGAAGAACAGCUAAAUUGCGGUCAGACCUACGUCAUGUACCACGGCACCACCAGGACCAAUGCAACGGCCAUCCAGCGCAAUGGUUUCAAACAGUCUGCGGACGGGCUGCUGGGCCGUGGCGUCUACCUCAGCCGUAACCUGGAAGAUGCCAGCAAGUUUCCCAACGACUCUUCUACACCUUUCACCCAGCAGGUAGUGUUCAGGGUGGAGGUCAACGUGGGGAACGUGAUCACGAUUAACCGCCAGGGCAAUCUUCGCCAGAAGAACUGGCACGAUAGCCGGUACGGGGAGGUCUUCGACACUGCCUGGUGCCCCCCGGACUGCCGCAUGACGAGGUUUGGCAUGGAGCAGGUCUGCGUCUGGGACCCCAACCGCAUCAAGAUAGUCAAGCUUAUCACCCCGACCCUGAAGCUCGGCUUUCCAUUCAAUAAAGCCCAUUCCUAUUCCAAAAUGUCCCAUCAGCAGUCUUACUCCUGGGAGGAAGAUGACUUUCAGCUUCCACCUGGGGUUAAGACAAUUGGCCAUGAACAGCCAAAUUGCGGUCAGACCUACGUCAUGUACCACGGCACCACCAAGACCAUAGCAAAGGCCAUCCAGCGUGAUGGUUUCAAACAGUCUGCGGGCGGGAUGCUGGGCUGUGGCGUCUACCUCAGCUGUGACCUGAACAAGGCCAGCAGGUAUCCCAUCAAAACUCCUGACUCAGAGCGGGUGGUGUUAAUGGUGAAGGUCAACGUGGGGAACGUGAUCGCGAUUAACUACCAGGGCCAUCCUCGCCAGAAGAACUGGCAUGAUCGCCGGUUCAAGGAGUCUUACGACACUGCCUGGUGCCCCCCGGACUGCGGCAUGACGAAGAGCGGCUUGGAGGAGGACUGCGUCUGGGACCCAGGCCGCAUCAAGAUAGUCAAGUGUAUCGCUCCGAUCACGAGGUCGGAGGGGUCGGAGAGGUCAGAGGGGUCGGAGAGGUCGGAGGGGUCGGAGGGGUCCGGGGGGUCGGAGAGGUCGGAGGGGUCGGAGGGGUCAGGGGGGUCGGACGAGUCGGAGGAGUCGGAGGGGUCAGGGGGGUCGGACGAGUCGGAGGAGUCGGAGGGGGCAGGGGGGUCGGAGGAGUCGGAGGGGGCAGGGGGGUCGGAGGAGUCGGAGGGGGCAGGGGGGUCGGAGGGGUCAGGGGGGUCGGACGAGUCGGAGGAGUCGGAGGGGGCAGGGGGGUCGGAGGAGUCGGAGGGGGCAGGGGGGUCGGAGGGGUCAGGGGGGUCCGGGGGGUCGGAGGAUUCGGAGGGGGCAGGGGGGUCGGAGGAGUCGGAGGGGGCAGGGGGGUCGGAGGGGUCAGGGGGGUCCGGGGGGUCGGAGGAUUCGGAGGGGGCAGGGGGGUCGGAGGAGUCGGAGGGGUCCGGGGGGUCCGGGGGGGGGCAGAGAGAAAGUCAGUGCGUGUGA
Molecule: messenger RNA, 1645 nt
Organism: Gadus macrocephalus (Pacific cod)
Lineage: Eukaryota; Metazoa; Chordata; Actinopteri; Gadiformes; Gadidae
Exons: 4
Coding region: 143-1645 (500 amino acids)
Cellular component (GO): cytoplasm
Molecular function (GO): NAD+ poly-ADP-ribosyltransferase activity
Source: RefSeq, a predicted model, not a curated record